Messenger RNA from Nomascus leucogenys (northern white-cheeked gibbon), 2305 nucleotides. It is a transcript of the gene SURF6, whose product is annotated as surfeit 6. Gene Ontology annotation, cellular component: nucleolus. The record is from RefSeq and is a predicted model, not a curated record. Gene Ontology annotation, biological process: ribosomal large subunit biogenesis; ribosomal small subunit biogenesis. Gene Ontology annotation, molecular function: RNA binding; DNA binding. NCBI's taxonomy places the organism in Eukaryota, Metazoa, Chordata, Mammalia, Primates, Hylobatidae.
GGUGGUUUCCGGCGGAGGUGGUGAGAGUCGCACGCGCAGCGGGGAAGGUGUGAGUCGUGAACGGCCCAGGUCUCCGCCAUGGCCUCUCUACUCGCCAAGGACGCCUACCUGCAGAGCCUGGCCAAGAAGAUCUGCUCCCAUUCGGGCCCGGAGCAGCAGGCGCGCACGCGGGCUGGCAAAACUCAAGGCUCAGAAACUGCAGGGCCCCCAAAAAAGAAAAGGAAGAAAACACAAAAGAAAUUCCGGAAGCAGGAAGAGAAGGCUGCCGAGCACAAGGCCAAGUCCUUGGGGGAGAAAUCUCCAGCAGCCUCUGGGGCCAGGAGGCCUGAGGCAGCCAAAGAGGAAGCAGCUUGGGCUUCCAGCUCAGCAGGGAACCCUGCAGAUGGCCUGGCUACUGAGCCUGAGUCUGUCUUUGCUCUGGAUGUUCUGCGACAGCGACUGCAUGAGAAGAUCCAGGAGGCCCGGGGCCAGGGCAGUGCUAAGGAGCUGUCCCCUGCCGCCCUGGAGAAAAGGCGGCGGAGAAAGCAGGAACGGGAACGGAAGAAGAGGAAGCGAAAGGAGCUGCGGGCGAAAGAGAAGGCCAGGAAGGCUGAGGAGGCCGUGGAGGCCCAGGAGGUGGUGGAGCCAACCCCAGAGGGGGCCUGCACGGAGCCGCGGGAGCCACCUGGGCUGAUCUUCAAUAAGGUGGAGGUGAGCGAAGACGAGCCGGCCAGCAAGGCGCAGCGCAGAAAAGAGAAGAGGCAGAGGGUGAAGGGGAACCUCACGCCGCUGACCGGGAGGAACUACCGGCAGCUCCUGGAGCGCCUGCAGGCACGGCAGAGCCGGCUGGACGAGCUGCGCGGCCAGGAUGAGGGGAAGGCGCAGGAGCUGGAGGCGAAGAUGAAGUGGACCAACCUCCUCUACAAGGCGGAGGGUGUGAAGAUCCGCGACGACGAACGCCUGCUGCAGGAGGCCCUGAAGCGCAAGGAGAAGCGCAGGGCGCAGCGGCAGCGCCGGUGGGAGAAGCGCACGGCCGGCGUGGUGGAGAAGAUGCAGCAGCGCCAGGACCGGCGGCGGCAGAACCUGCGCAGGAAGAAGGCGGCUCGCGCCGAGCGCCGCCUGCUCAGAGCCCGCAAGAAGGGCCGCAUCCUGCCGCAGGACCUGGAGCGCGCAGGCCUGGUCUGAGUCUUUCCCACCUGGGGCUGCAUCUUCGUCCUAGGAGACUCCAGGGCACCCUCUGAGUCCUUGACGCUGGCUCUGUCCCAGGAUCUCCACAGACCUCGGCCCCUCCAUGUGAGGGGGACACAGUGGUGCUCUGGUGAGUUGUGAGGGCCCAGAUCACAUGUGAGAAAGAGAAAGUUUCAGCGUCAUCCCUGAACGCAGAAUCCGGGACCUUCAGACCCAGGGAAAGGGUGAGCCAGACUGGGGCCUGGUCUUCUUUCCCGGGCCUGAAAGCUUCCCCGAGGUUUGCAGGGUCAGGGAGGAGGAACGGUGGGGGUGGGCAGUCACUGCCCGUUCCCCACUGCCUGUGUUGGCAGGAGCCACAGGACAGAAGACAGUGGCCUCUGCUGCCGGGCCACGUUAGUCCGCAGCUGACCGGAACAGAGGACAACCCUGAGGUGUGGCAUAUGGGCACCUGGCACUCGGGAGUGGUAGGAGCACGUCCAGGCAUGGUGCCUCCUGGGGCAGAACGCCAUGGCUCCUCCCCGUUCUCUUGGCUUCUGCCUGUUGGGGUCUCAUUCCUUUCUGUUCUCCAGUUCCCCGGGGCGGCAUUUUACUGCUCAGAAUUCGGAGGGAGGGAGCAGACCUUCUCGAGUCCACGCAUGUGAGUUGGGUCAAGUGCAUUGUAGCUAGGGAAAGAGAAAGAGAAUAAAAGCUGGAGAGAGAGUGAAGCAAAUGGAAGAUACAAAGUGGGAUGGAAAAAUUAAAUCCUGAGCUCCAGGCAAUCAAAAUGAGUGUAGGUUGAAAAAACUCAGGUGAAUUUUAGUGGCAUAUGGAUGACAAAGCUGUAAAUAAAAUUCUUUUGAUGAAACUCUCCAGUUACGAGACAGAUUGUAACUGAAAGCGAGCUGGUAUGACUGUUACUAGACAGAGGCGACUGAUGAAAAAGCCCUGUGAAAGAUCAGAUGUGAGAUGGGUAUGAGCUUGAGCUAAGAGAUAGACAAAACAGGAUCUGAAAAGGAUACAUACUCUUUCCAUGCAUGUAUGGAACAUGGAUAGAAACUGACCACCUACUUUGUCCAGAAAAGAAGUCUUAAGAUAUUUCAAGGGAUCAGUGUCGUUAAUCUGACCAUAUCCCAAUGUCGUUAAAAAAAAUUUGAGCUAA